AUGCCAGUUCCGGGCGAGACGAACGGCUCGCUGGACGAGCCGGCGUACAGCCUGCUGGAACUGGUGUAUGGCGCGAACCUGUCCGUGCUCGAGCUGGAGAUCGUGCGCAACGACAGCGUGGUGGACAUCGUGCGCGAGGCGGCGGUUAACGUCUCGCUGUCCUUCGUGGACGACGCCGGCAACGCGAGCGGGUCCCCGUUUCCGGACGAGUCGACGCAGGGGCAGCACGUGGCGCUCGGCGUACUGCUGGGCUUCUUCUGCUUCGUGACCAUCUUCGGCAAUGUGCUGGUCAUGCUGUCCGUGGCGAAAGAGCAGUACCUGCACACGGUGACCAACUACUUCAUCGCGUCGCUGGCGACGGCGGACUGCCUGGUGGGCGCCGUGGUCAUGCCUUUCUCGGCCAUCCACGAGAUCAUGGACAAGUACUGGAUAUUCGGCCAGGAUCUGUGCGACGUGUGGCACUCGAUCGACGUGCUCGCCAGUACGGCGUCCAUCCUCAACCUCUGCGUCAUAUCGCUGGAUCGCUAUUGGGCUAUCACUGAUCCCAUCAGCUACCCGUGCCGUAUGACGCAGGCCAAGGCGACCACCCUGAUCGCCGUCGUCUGGGUCUGCUCCGCGCUCAUCUCCUUCCCGGCCAUCGCGUGGUGGCGCGCCGUCAACAAGGGUCCGCCGGCCGCCUUCCAGUGCGCCUUCACCGACGAUGUGGGCUACCUGGUCUUCUCGUCCACCAUCUCCUUCUACGCCCCGCUCAUGGUCAUGGUGUUCACCUACUACCGCAUCUACCGAGCCGCCGUCGAACAGACGCGGAACCUCAAGCUCGGCUCAAAGCAAGUACAGUCCUGCAACGGCGACGAGACCACUUCGGUCACGCUGCGAAUCCACCGCGGGGGAAUGCUGCAGGCAGCGAACAACUACAAGACAGUCUUUUCGACCUCGAACGAGUCCUUCGACCGGAACAACCUUACGGGGGUGUCCAGGAACCUCAAAAAUUUUUCGCUCAGCCGAAAGCUCGCCAAGCUCGCCAAGGAACGCAAGGCCGCCAAGACGCUCGCCAUCGUCAUGGGCGUGUUCAUCCUGUGCUGGCUGCCCUUCUUCGUCACCAAUAUCCUCAUGGGCAUCUGCGGCGAGAACUGCGUCAUGCAGCCGGACCUCGUAUUCUCCACAGUGACCUGGCUCGGCUGGAUCAACUCCGGCAUGAACCCCAUCAUCUACGCCUGCUGGAGCAGGGACUUCCGACGAGCUUUCGCCAACGUGCUCUGCUGCUGCUGCCCGGGCUACUUCCGCCGACGACAGCGGCGAAGAGACCGCCUCCGACGCAUCAUCAAGGAAGACGCGAGCAUGCGGUCGCAGAGCCUAGAGGAGGCCGUCCUAUAG
Molecule: messenger RNA, 1374 nt
Organism: Ixodes scapularis (black-legged tick)
Lineage: Eukaryota; Metazoa; Arthropoda; Arachnida; Ixodida; Ixodidae
Product: dopamine receptor 2
Exons: 1
Coding region: 1-1374 (457 amino acids)
Biological process (GO): adenylate cyclase-activating adrenergic receptor signaling pathway
Cellular component (GO): membrane
Molecular function (GO): adrenergic receptor activity
Source: RefSeq, a predicted model, not a curated record